Molecule: messenger RNA, 647 nt
Organism: Brassica oleracea var. oleracea
Lineage: Eukaryota; Viridiplantae; Streptophyta; Magnoliopsida; Brassicales; Brassicaceae
Product: protein rad9-like
Exons: 2
Coding region: 82-318 (78 amino acids)
Source: RefSeq, a predicted model, not a curated record
AGCAAACUUGUCGUCGAUCCUCUCCGUCUGAAAACCCUUACCUUACGGUUGCGAUACGCCGGCGUUUUGUAUUUCGCUCCGAUGUCAAUCCCGCCGUCUUCAGCAUCUAAGUUCACAUACACUGCGAAUUCGUACUAUUCCGCUCCUUACCAGCUUCCACAGCGCUUCGUGGCGCCGUCUCCUGCUCCAGCGCCGCCGGUUGCACCCGUUCCCGGAGAUACGGUCUAUCCUCAGCCUAUUGGUCCUGUUCCUGCCGUAUAUUCUUACCCUCAAUACCAGGCAUAUCGGUUGUUCCAGAGAGAUGCAUGCACAGACUAAGCGCUUGAGAAUGUGAAAGCUGCUUUGGCUAGUAGCGAAACCGAACAGAACACAAAGCGGAGACUAAGAAGAGAGCUAGCUAUUCCUCGUAAAGCUGCUGGGCAGUCUUGGGAGGAUCCUACUCAUGCAGAGUGGCCAGAAAGUAAGCUCUUCUUUGAUUGAUCUUUUAGUCUGGAGAUUGUAUUAGAGUUGUUCAGACUUCAGAGAUAGGCUUUUUGUGUGAAAAUGGAUUUGUUAUAACUCUGUGUUCCACAUUCUUUUGUCAGAUGACUAUCGCCUGUCAUACAUACCCACUUUAGUGGAAUAAUCAAUCACAAUCGAGCUGUUGA